Messenger RNA from Arachis duranensis, 2107 nucleotides. RefSeq names its product probable inositol transporter 2. Bases 173 to 1888 code for a protein of 571 amino acids. Lineage: Eukaryota; Viridiplantae; Streptophyta; Magnoliopsida; Fabales; Fabaceae. The record is from RefSeq and is a predicted model, not a curated record. The transcript is spliced from 5 exons. Gene Ontology annotation, cellular component: membrane. Gene Ontology annotation, biological process: transmembrane transport. Gene Ontology annotation, molecular function: myo-inositol:proton symporter activity.
CUAGCUUUCUCUCUUUCUCUUUCUUUAUCUUGUUCUCUGAAUUUGAGGAAGAUCUUGAUAAUUCUUCUCAUAUUCUCUUGAUAAAUUUCCUCCUAAUCUCGUGCUCUAUCUGUGUGAGCGAGUGGUGAGUACACCUAAAGAAGCGUAAGGAGCAAAGAAGGAGGAGGAGCUAAUGGAAGGAGGAGUACACAAGCCUGAUGCUUCGGCCUUCCGCGAGUGUUUGUCUCUCUCGUAUAAGAAUCCUUACGUUCUUCGCCUCGCUUUCUCAGCUGGAAUUGGUGGCCUCCUCUUCGGUUACGACACUGGAGUUAUUUCGGGGGCUCUUUUGUACAUAAGAGAUGACUUCAAAGAUGUUGAUAGGAAAGUUUGGCUUCAGGAAGCUGUUGUAAGUACGGCAAUAGCUGGAGCAAUCAUAGGGGCAGCAAUUGGUGGAUGGAUCAACGAUAAAUAUGGAAGGAAAAUCGCCAUCAUGCUUGCAGACUUGCUUUUUUUACUUGGCUCUGUAAUCAUGGCUGCCGCACCCUCCUCCGCCAUUCUCAUCGUAGGCCGAGUUUUUGUUGGUCUCGGUGUUGGUAUGGCUUCCAUGGCGUCUCCCCUCUAUAUUUCCGAGGCUUCGCCAACCAAAGUCCGAGGUGCACUUGUCAGUCUUAACAGCUUCCUCAUCACCGGCGGCCAAUUCCUCUCUUACCUCAUUAACUUGGCAUUUACCAAGGCACCAGGGACAUGGAGGUGGAUGCUUGGAGUGGCAGCAGCACCUGCCUUAAUUCAAUUGGUGCUAAUGUUUUUUCUUCCUGAAUCACCCCGCUGGCUCUACCGAAAGGGGAAGGAAGAUAAAGCAAAGGAGACUCUGAUCAAGGUUUAUCAAGAAAAGAGUCUGGUUGAUGCAGAGGUACAAGCCUUGAAGGAAUCAGUUGAGUUGGAAGAGAAGGAAGCUGCAAACUCAGAAAAGAUAAGCAUAAUGAAGAUGCUGAAAACAAAAACUGUUAGGAGGGCUCUGUAUGCAGGAGUUGGACUCCAAUUCUUCCAGCAGUUUACGGGAAUAAACACCGUAAUGUACUAUAGUCCCACUAUUGUUCAGCUUGCUGGCUUUGCAUCCAACCGGACUGCAAUGCUUCUGUCCCUCAUCACCUCCGGCCUCAACGCCUUUGGUUCCAUCCUCAGUAUUUACUUUGUCGAUAAGGCUGGCCGCAAGAAGCUCGCCUUGAUCAGUUUGUGUGGCGUUGCUAUAUCUCUGGCCAUCCUUACCGCCACCUUCCGCCACACCGAGACUCAUUCUCCCAUGAUCAGUGCAUUAGAUACUUCCCAUUUCAGUAACAACACUUGCACUGCUUUCUCCAAAGCUGCAAAUCCUGCUGUAUGGGAUUGCACGGCAUGCCUCAAGGUUGAUUGUGGCUUCUGUGCUUCAUCUAACAAGUUGAUGCCUGGAGCAUGUUUGAACCCAAAUGACAUAACAAAGAAGCUGUGCCAGAAUGAUCACAGAGCAUGGUACACAAGGGGAUGUCCUAGCAACCUUGGCUGGCUUGCGCUCCUUAGUCUUGCUCUCUACAUCAUAUUCUUCUCGCCCGGGAUGGGAACCGUUCCUUGGGUUAUCAACUCUGAGAUUUAUCCUCUCCGGUACAGAGGAAUUUGCGGAGGAAUUGCCUCUACCACCGUUUGGGUUUCCAAUCUUGUGGUUUCACAGUCCUUCCUCUCUCUCACAAAGGCUAUUGGCACAGCUUGGACGUUCAUGCUCUUUGGAAUUGUCGCCGUCGUGGGAUUUUUCUACGUGGCCAUCGUGGUUCCUGAAACCAAAGGAGUUCCAAUUGAGGAAGUUGAAAGUAUGCUGGAAGAGAGAGCUCUGCACUUUAGGUUUUGGGAGAAGAAAACUGCUCCCCCAAACAAGCAGUAAACUAGUAAUAAAGUUGUUAUCUGUCUUUUUUAGAUUUUAAAACUCUUAUAGUUUGUCUAGGGAAUGGUUAAGUGCGUCUUCUUUUUAAUUGCUACUACUACUUUUUUUUUUUGGGGGUAGAAGAUAGUUUGCAUUUUAAACUUUUAAUACGUGUGUGGAAUUUUAAGUUAUUCUACUAUGUUAUCAAAGUUCAAAUAAGUUAACUAAAUAUUUUACGGA